ACAAUUGAGAAGUUACCCGACAAAGUACUGCAAGAAAUCUUUUCCUAUCUAUCGCCAUAUCAGGUCCUCAUCGUUGGCCAAGUCUGCAAACGUUGGAAGGAUAUAGCUCAAAGUCCAUCACUAUGGCAGCUUGUCUCGUUUCGACCAUCCUAUGGCGGUUUACAGGUGACCAAUCAGGAUUAUCUGCUUCACCUAAUUGGCUUGCGUUUUACGGAUCUGCGAGUGGUAGAGCUGGCCACUGACCUAAUAACGCCGAAUGUGCUCCACGAAUUAGCUGCCAGGUGUCCUCAUCUCUGGUCGAUGACUCUAGGUAAGUGA
This is a messenger RNA of Gongylonema pulchrum, 318 nucleotides long. The record is from the annotation of a GenBank genome assembly. NCBI's taxonomy places the organism in Eukaryota, Metazoa, Nematoda, Chromadorea, Rhabditida, Gongylonematidae.